Rubroshorea leprosula is the source of this 849-nucleotide messenger RNA. Lineage: Eukaryota; Viridiplantae; Streptophyta; Magnoliopsida; Malvales; Dipterocarpaceae. The record is from the annotation of a GenBank genome assembly.
CUUCAAUUACUGUCCAAUGGGGAACUCUUUUCUCCUUUGUCAUCUGGACCAUUUGGCUGCAGAGGAAUGAGAAAAUUUAUCGGCCACAGAGUUAGGACCCCAACCGGGCAAAAAUCUUAAUUAAAGAAAGGGCAAUGGAGUUCAUCUCCACUUCUCCCUAUCCUACAACUGUUAAUAGCUCCUUGGUUAGCAACAAUAUCAAAUGGGACAAACCCCCUGAGGGUUAUUUCAAGUUAAACACAGAUGGCUCUUCAUUGAGAACUUCUGGGGCUGCUGCUUGUGGUGGAUUGAUUAGGAACUCAUUGGGUAGAUGGGUGGUGGGUUUUGCCAGAAAUAUAGGCAUUACCUCCGCUCUUGGUGCUGAAUUUUGGGGUGUUCGGGAUGGCCUGAUUAUGGCAAGAAACUGGGGUAUUCAAAACAUUAUUAUGGAGAUGGAUUCCCUGAUUGUCUUUAAGUUACUUUCUAAUUAUGAUUCUAUUAAUCAUCCAUUUCAUACCAUGAUUUUGGAAUGCAGGGAACUGAUGGCUCAAAUCCCUCACGUUCGUCUUCGUCACAUAUUCAGAGAGGCUAAUCAAUGUGCUGAUCAUUUAGCUGCUAUAGGCCAUACUGUAACGGGGUUUGUUUGUUUUGUUAAUUGCCCGCAGGGCCUUGGUUUGUAUUUGGACGCUGAUGUAAGGGGAAUAGGCUUUCCCCGGACCUGACUGUAUCUGUGUUUUGUUAUAUAUAUUUCCAUAUUUCCACCAAAAAAAAGAAGUGAGGAAAGUUUUUUCUUUAUUUUAUUUUAUUUUUUUUUAAACUAUCUUCCUACCUGAAAUUUAUAUUUGAUUUUAAUUAAUUCAAAAUUAAAUA